This is a messenger RNA of Gastrolobium bilobum, 1938 nucleotides long. RefSeq lists its product as uncharacterized. Bases 1 to 1938 code for a protein of 645 amino acids. NCBI's taxonomy places the organism in Eukaryota, Viridiplantae, Streptophyta, Magnoliopsida, Fabales, Fabaceae. The record is from RefSeq and is a predicted model, not a curated record. The transcript has a single exon.
AUGAACAGACCUCCUAAUCAAGCAGAAGCUGCAUUUGAUCCAGAGAUUGAAAGAACCUUUCGAGCAAGAAGAAGGAGGCAGAGACAGAACAGAGAUGUAGCAAUACCUAAAACUGCAGACAUAGAAGUAGAAGGAUCUGUGAAUGGGGAUGGACGAGAUGAGACACCGAUCAGAUCACAUGGAGUCCCCACACUCAACAAUCUCCAUUCGGGGAUUGUGCAACCUGAGGUUGCAGCAGCAAACUUUGAGCUAAAACCCGUGAUGUUCCGCAUGCUGCAGACAAUUGGCCAAUACAAUGGAAUGCCAAGUGAAGAUCCACAUCUGCACUUGAAAAAUUUCAUGGAUGUGGCAGAUAGCUUCAAAAUCCAAGGAGUCACAACUGAUGCAAUUAAGUUGAAGCUAUUUCCUUAUUCAUUAGCCAACAGGGCUAAGACUUGGUUGAGCACUCUAGCCUCUAAUUCAAUGAGAAGAUGGGAAGAUUUGGCUGAAAAGUUUUUAGUCAAAUUCUUCCCUCCAGUUAAGGCAGCUCAACUAAGGAGUGAGAUCACAUCAUUCCAGCAGAGAGAAGGAGAGUCAUUAUAUGAAAGCUGGGAUAGGUUCAAAGAACUGCUACGGAAAUAUCUCAACCAUGGCAUACCCGAAUGGCUUCAAAUGGAAACCUUCUAUAAUGGGCUGAAUGAGCAAACCCGUGGCAUAGUGGAUGCAUCGUCUGGAGGAUCUCUCUUGGAUAAGACCUUUACAGAGGCCUAUGAAAUUCUGGAGAGGAUGGAAAAUAACAACUAUCAAUGGCCAUCUGAGAGGACAAUUGCACAGCAGAAGGUUUCAGGAGUGCUUGAGCUGGAUGCUAUAUCAUCACUAUCAGCACACAUUUCCUCUUUGACUAAUACCCUCAAAAAUUUGAAUUUGAGCACUGAUGCUAAAGCACAACCACAACAAGCACAUGUUAUUUCUAAUACUUCUAAUGUUGUAACAUGUGUUUUCUGUACUGGUCCCCAUAUUUAUGAUGACUGCCCUCAAAAUCCUCAAUCAGUGUUCUUUGUAGGAAAUUACAACAGGAACAAUCAAUAUUCAAACUCCUACAAUCAAGGAUGGGGGAACAACAACAACUUGCCUUACUCUCAAGGGCAACAACAAGGAUCAAACUAUGCUCCAGCACAGCAGAUGCCAAGGCCACCAUUUCAGCAGCAGCAGCCACAACAGCAAUACCAACAAACUCGACAGCAAUCUGACAACUCUAGUUCGUUGGAAAAUAUGCUGAAAGACUUCAUGGCAAGGAAUGAUGCUACUAUUCAGAGUCAAUCAGCAUCAAUAAAGAACUUGGAGAAUCAAGUAGGGCAGUUAGUUGAUGCCAUGAGGAGCAGACCUGUAGGCACACUGCCUAGCAACACUGAAAAUCCAAGGAGAGAAGGGAAAGAGCAGAUCACGGCUAUAGCAUUAAGGAGUGGAAAGGCUGUAGAAGAACCAGAACAUAUUAAAGACUACCACAAGAUGAAGGAGUCAGAAGGCCAGAACGAAGGAGAGCAGGUUGCUGUGGAAGAAGAAAUUGGAGAGCAACAGGUUGACAAACAGACCAAAAGUCCAGCACAGAAAGCUGCAGCAAGAGAGCAACAUAGUCAGCCUGCUGACAAAGCAAGUAGACCACCACCUUCUUUUCCUCAGAGGCUUCAUAAGCAGCAAGAUGACAAGCAAUUCAAAAGGUUCAUGGACGUGCUGAAGCAAUUGCAUAUCAAUGUUCCAUUGGUAGAGGCUCUUGAACAGAUGCCUAGCUAUGCAAAGUUCAUGAAAGACAUCUUGUCAAGAAAAAGGGGAGUCAAGGAAUAUGAGACAAUAGCUUUCACUCAAGAAAGUAACAGGUUCUUGAACAAGUUACCACCUAAAUUGAAGGAUCCAGGGCUUUUCACAAUCCCUUGCUCAAUUGGUAACACCUAUGUUGGGUAG